Messenger RNA from Octodon degus (degu), 2058 nucleotides. RefSeq names its product V-type proton ATPase catalytic subunit A. NCBI's taxonomy places the organism in Eukaryota, Metazoa, Chordata, Mammalia, Rodentia, Octodontidae. Gene Ontology annotation, biological process: ATP metabolic process; proton transmembrane transport. Gene Ontology annotation, cellular component: lysosomal membrane. Gene Ontology annotation, molecular function: proton-transporting ATPase activity, rotational mechanism; ATP binding. The record is from RefSeq and is a predicted model, not a curated record.
GUACCUGUACAGAAUUUAUGGGUUGGCAGUCCUGUCACUGGUGGAGAUAUUUAUGGAAUUGUCAAUGAGAACUCACUCAUCAAACACAAAAUCAUGCUACCUCCACGAAACCGAGCCACUGUAACUUACAUUGCUCCCCCUGGGAAUUAUGAUGCCUCUGAUGUAGUCUUGGAGGUUGAAUUUGAAGGUGUAAAGGAGAAGUUCAGCAUGGUCCAAGUCUGGCCCAUCCAUCAGAUCCAGCCUGUCACACAGAAGCUGCCAGCCAAUCACCAUUUGCUGACUGGCCAGUGAGUCUUGGAUGCUUUUUUUAUAUGUGUACAGGGAGGGACAACUGCUAUCCCUAGGGCUCCUGGCUGUGGAAAGACAGUAAUAUUACAGUCUCUGUCCAAGUAUUCUAACAGUGAUGUGAUCAUCAACGCAGGGUGCGGUGAAAGAGGAAAUGAGUUGUCUGAAGUUCUCCAUGACUUCCCAGAGCUCACUAUGGAAGUUGAUGGUAAGGUGGAGUCAAUUAUGAAGAGGACAGCUUUGGUGGUCAAUGCUUAUACUGGAAUUACACCGUCAGAUUUCUGUGACAUGGGUUACCAUGUCAGUAUGAUGGCUGACUCUACCUCUAGAUGGGCUGAGGCCCUUAGGAAGAUUUCUGUUCACUUAGCUGAAAUGCCUGCAGAUAGUGGAUAUCCUGCAUAUCUUGGUGCCUGUCUGGCCUCUUUCUAUGAGCAAGCAGGCAAAGUGAAAUGUCUUGGAAAUCCUGAAAGAGAAGGCAGUGUCAGCAUUGUAGGAGGUUCUCCACUUGGUGGCGAUUUUUCUGAUUCAGUUACAUCUGCUACUUUUUGUAUUGUUCAGGUGUUCUGGGGCUUAGAUAAGAAACUGGCUCAAUGCAAGCACUUGCCCUUGUUCAGCUGGCUCAUCAGCUAUAUCAAAUACAUACAGGCCUUAGAUGAGUACUAUGACAAACACUUCACAGAAUUUGUUCCUCUGAGGACCAAAGUUAAGGAAAUUCUUCAGGAAAAAGACCUGGUAGAAAUUGUACAGCUUGUGGGAAAGGCUUCAUCAACAGAAACAUAAAAUCAUUCUGGAAGUAGCAACACUUAUCAAAAUGACUUCCUGCAGCAAAAUGGAUAUACUCCUUGUGACACGUUCUGCCCAUUCUACAAGACAGUAGAGAUGCUGUCCAAUAUGAUUGCCUUUUAUGAUAUGGCUCAUAAAGCUGUUGAGACCACUGCCUAGAGUGAGAGUAAAAUCACAUGGUCCAUUAUCCUUGAACACAUGGAGGAGGUCCUCUAUAAACUUUCCUCCAUGAAAUUCAAUGAUCCAGUGAAAGAUGGUAAGGCAAAGCUGACUGUGCACAGAUGCUUUGCUUCUUUAUUGUAUCUAAGUUGGAAUUUACCCUUGACAAACAAGAAAAUGAUGAGUGAUGCAAGUGACAUGUUGGCUGCAGCGCUGGAACAGAUGGAUGGUAUUAUAGCAGGUUCUAAGGCCCUGGAAUAUUCCAAUGGAAUUUUUGAUUGUCAGUCUCCUACCUCUCCAUUCAUGGGAAGCUUGCGAGCUCUGCACCUUGUGGAAGAUCUGCGUGGAUUAUUAGAUAUGAUGGAAACAGAUGAAAAAGAAGGCUUGAGAUGCCAGAUCCCAGAUUCAACAGCAGAGACAAUUAUUGAAUGGCUUCAGAAUCAAAUGGUGAUCUUGGAAAAAGAAGGGCCCCGUUCCUUGUUUAGAGGAUUAGGCCUCAAUAUAGUGGGGAUGGCCCCUUCCAGAGCACUAUACUUUGCUGCUUACUCCCAUUUCAAGGAAAAGUUGAAUGGUAUAUUUGAUCCUGAUUCUACCCAGGUUCACAUGAUUUCAGCUGCAAUGGCAGAUUUUACUGAAAUCACUGCAACCAACCCCAUUUGGCUUAUGAAGACUCGAGUACUGCUUGAUGCAAGGAACCAUGGGGAAAAGCAAAUGGGUGCUUUUGAAUGUGUCCAUAAAGUGUAUCAGGCAGAUGGACUUAAAGGAUUUUACAGGGGCAUGUCUGCGUCCUAUGCUGGCAUAUCAGAGACUUAUCCAUUUUGUUAUUUAUGA